Molecule: messenger RNA, 2508 nt
Organism: Penicillium atrosanguineum
Lineage: Eukaryota; Fungi; Ascomycota; Eurotiomycetes; Eurotiales; Aspergillaceae
Gene: aguA
Product: alpha-glucuronidase
Exons: 1
Coding region: 1-2508 (835 amino acids)
Biological process (GO): xylan catabolic process
Cellular component (GO): extracellular region
Molecular function (GO): alpha-glucuronidase activity
Source: RefSeq, a predicted model, not a curated record
AUGCGCGUUCUUUUCUUUCUCGCCUCUUUGGGCAUCGUUGCCGCUGAGAAUGGCUUGGACGGUUGGCUGCGAUAUGCAUCAUUAUCGUGUACUGGUCAAUGCCGUUCGAGGCUCCCUACCAACAUUGUCGUCCUCAAUGCGACCGAGACGAGCCCCAUAUACAUCGCAGGCUCAGAGCUACAGAUAGGGUUGAAGAGCAUAUAUGGUUCCCCCGCUGAAAUCACCUGGGGCAAAUGCAAGGCAUCCUCAUCCGUUGUGGUAGGUACCGUGGAGCAAUACCGUGAAACAUGCGGAAGUUUGAGUGGAAUCCCUGAACUGGAAGAGGACGGAUUUUGGCUUAGCACCCAGGGUGACAAGGUCCGAAUCCUUGGUUCCAACGAUAGAGGCGCUCUCUAUGGUGCUUUUGAGUAUCUGUCGAUGCUGGCACAAGGGAAUUUCUCCGCAGUCGCGUACGCCUCGAACCCUUCUGCUCCAAUCCGAUGGGUCAAUCAAUGGGACAACAUGGAUGGAAGCAUCGAGCGAGGCUACGGUGGUCCAUCGAUCUUCUUCAAGGACGGAGCUAUCGUCGAAGAUCUCUCUCGUGUUAAGCAGUACGGGCGUCUUCUGGCUUCUGUUCGGAUCAAUGCCGUGGUCAUCAACAACGUUAAUGCCAAUGCUACUCUCCUGACGCCUGAGAACCUCAAAGGACUGGGUCGAAUUGCCGAUGUCUUCCGUCCAUAUGGAGUGAAGAUUGGAAUCUCGCUCAACUUUGCGUCUCCUGAAACUCUCGGUGGCCUCAACACCUACGAUCCUCUUGAUACAUCCGUUAUCGACUGGUGGUCAAGCAUUACGGAGCAACUCUAUCAAAACGUUCCCGAUAUGGCUGGAUACCUUGUUAAGGCAGAUUCCGAAGGGGAGCCUGGUCCUGCAGUGUAUAAUCGUACCUUGUCUCAAGGGGCGAACCUUUUCGCCAAGGCGCUACAGCCAUACGGGGGCAUCGUCAUGUUCCGUGCGUUUGUCUACAACCAGCUCAAUGAGUCAAACUGGGACGCAGAUCGCGCCAAGGCUGCAGUCGACUUCUUCAAGCCUCUUGACGGGGAGUUCGAAGAGAAUGUGGUCGUCCAGAUUAAAUUCGGCCCUAUCGACUUCCAGGUCCGCGAACCUACAUCGCCUCUGUUCGCAAACUUGUUCAACACAAGCUCCGCUAUUGAGCUGGAGGUCACACAGGAGUACCUUGGACAACAAUCCCACCUUGUUUAUCUUCCCCCUCUCUGGAAGACCGUUUUGGACUUUGAUCUUCGUGUUGACCACAAGCCAUCAUUGGUCCGUGAUAUCAUCACAGGCAAACGCUUCAAUCGAAAGCUUGGCGGAUCUGCAGCCGUCGUGAACGUCGGCACCAACACGACCUGGCUCGGCAGCCACUUGUCUAUGUCAAAUCUCUAUGGAUACGGCCGCCUGGCGUGGAACGCAGCUGACGAUCCCGAAGCCAUCCUACAAGAUUGGAUUCGACUGACAUUUGGCCUUGAUCGCACUGUCCUCAAGACAUUGACCCAACUCUCCAUGGAAUCCUGGCCCGCUUACGAAAACUACAGCGGUAAUCUGGGCAUACAGACGUUAACCGAUAUUCUGUACACUCACUACGGCCCCAAUCCUCAAUCACAGGAUGGCAAUGGCUGGGGCCAAUGGACCCGUGCAGACUCCACGUCAAUUGGAAUGGACCGCACCGUCUCAAACGGAACUGGAUACUCAGGUCAAUAUCCAGAUGAGAUUGCAGCUAUAUACGAAGACAUAAGUACCACUCCAGAUGACCUUCUUCUCUGGUUCCAUCACGUCAAUUACACUCACCGUCUCCAUUCCGGCAAGACUAUCAUUCAGCACUUCUAUGACGCGCACUACAGUGGUGCCGAAUCAGCACAGAGUUUUCUUACACAAUGGGAGUCGUUGAAAGGCAAGGUUGAUGAAGAGCGAUACAACCAUAUCCGCCAUCGUCUCGACUACCAAACAGGUCACUCAAUCGUCUGGCGUGAUGCAAUCAACAACUUCUACCACAAUCUCUCAGGAAUUCCCGAUACCUCCAAGCGCGUUGGUCAUCAUCCAUGGCGCAUCGAGGCUGAGAACAUGAACCUCGAUGGCUAUAAGGUCUACACUGUCAGUCCAUUUGAGACAGCAUCCGGCUCCAUCGCUAUCGUCACUGCUUCCAAUGAUACCGUGGGUACAGCUACAACCAAGGUUGACUUCCCCUCAGGGACCUACGAUCUUGCUGUUAAUUACUAUGAUCUCUACGGGGGUAAAUCUCACUGGGAACUGUACUUGAACAAUCAUCAGAUCGGUGAGUGGGCUGGGAAUAGUGAGGAUGUCCUUAGUCAUACGCCUUCUAUCUACUUGGAUGGUCAUUCUGCUAUGCGUAUCAAGUUCCGCGGUGUGAUGGUCCAGAAGGGCGAUGUAUUGAAGAUCGUUGGAAAGCCUGAUGGAGUUGAACCUGCUCCGUUGGACUAUGUUGCCUUCCUGCCACAGGGAGUUGUGGACUAG